This is a messenger RNA of Microthlaspi erraticum, 792 nucleotides long. Lineage: Eukaryota; Viridiplantae; Streptophyta; Magnoliopsida; Brassicales; Brassicaceae. The record is from the annotation of a GenBank genome assembly.
AUGGCGGAUUCUCCUAAACGAAGGGAUUCACGAUCUCCUUCACCUCGGAGAGGACGAGCCAGGUCCCAGUCCAGAUCUAGAUCCAGAUCCAGGUCCAGGCCCUUGGCGAGGGAGAGGUCUAGGUCAAGGUCUUUGCCAAAGCCCUUGGCGAGGGAGAGGUCUAGGUCAAGGUCUUUACCAAGGCACUCGGCGAGGGAGAGGUCUAGGUCAAGAUCCUUACCGAGACCCAUAUCUCCAUCAAGAAGCCGUGGAAGGUCAAGGUCAAGAAGCCGUGGAAGGUCUGAUAUUGAAAACCCCGGUACUACUCUCUAUGUGACUGGCCUAUCUACAAGAGUCACUGACAAGGAUCUUGAAGCACAUUUCUCCAAGGAAGGAAAGGUUGCGUCGUGUUUUCUUGUGAUGGAGCCGCGCACCCGUGUGUCUCGAGGUUUCGCCUUUGUUACAAUGGAUACCCUCAAAGACGCUGAGCGGUGCAUUAAGUAUCUCAACCACUCUGUGCUAGAAGGCCGAUACAUAACUGUCGAAAGGUCCAGAAGAAAGCGCCCAAGAACUCCCACCCCAGGACACUACCUUGGCUUGAAAAGCUCCAGAGACAGUGACCGAGAAGAGCGUAGCAGUCGAGGAAGGCACUAUGAUCGUGAUGAUUACGGACAUCGGAGGUCACCACCACCAAGACGUGAUCAUUCACCUCGUGGUGGAAGAAGUUCUAGGAGAGAUCGGUCUUACUCGCCUUAUGGAAGAAGCCCUGAGAGAAGGUCAGAGAGAAGGUAUCAACCCCGUGGCUCCAGAUGA